UUCUGCUAAUAGUAUAUCUUGAUCUAAAUUUAUAAUGGUAGUGCGCGCUGUUGGUGCUGGUGCUGCUGCUUCCACUGCCGGUGCCAUUGUCACCGCCGCUGUCAGCCAGGCUGCCCUUGGUUCUUCAGCCCUCAGUUUCCUCGGGUCCGUCAAUGCUUCUAGACCUUGCUGUGGGCUCGGAUCUUGCUGGAAAAAUGAUGAAUUUUCAUUGGCAGAUGCGCUACCUGACCGCUCCCCUGCCAGACCCUCUGCUGUGAACAAUACUAAACCUGGUCAACCUCCUCAAGGCUGGCCAGGUUCCAACCGUUGGCAUAACCCAGGUGCUCCACCUUCUGUGCCAUCUGGACUCUUACCAAGUGCAACACCCUCCACAGUGCCUUUUGGACCAGCACCAACAGGAAUGUGUCCCACUGUGCCUCCCACUGGACCACCUCCAGGACCCCCAGCACCCUUUCCUCCUCCUGGACCAUCAUGCCUCCCACCUCGUGGUCCUUAUCCAGCCCCAGCUGUGCCAGGUCCUGGCCCCACAGGGCCAUGUCCUACACCAAAUAUGCCCUUUCCAGAGCUUUCGAGACCAUAUGGUGCACCCACUGAUCCAGCUGCAGCUGGUCUGUUAGGGCCAUGGGGAUCCAUGUCUUCUGGACCUUGGGCACCAGAUGGGGGACAGUAUCCUACCCCUAAUUUGCCACAUCCAUCUCCAGGGCCAUAUCCUGCACCUCCUCCUCCCCAAGCACCAGCAGCAGCACCACCUGUUCCGUGGGGCACUGUUCCACCAGGAGCCUGGGGACCACCAGCACCAUAUCCUGCGCCUGCAGGAUCCUAUCCCACACCAGGCCUCUAUCCCGCUCCCAGUGAUCCUUUCCAAGUGCCUUCGGGACCUUCUGGUGCUCCACCAGUGCCUGGUGGUCCCCAUUCUUACCUUGAAGUUAAUGGAUGAAGAGAUGGCGCUUUGCUUUUUGAAGUACGUAUAUAUGCACAUGGAUGCAUAUAUAAAAAUUGCUGGUUUCACUGUUACAGGGCGUUCAUGAACAAUACUUGCAUCUCAGAAGGUAAUCUGCCUCUUGUGCUUGGAUUAUAAUAUAUUGGAUACAAUCAGAUAAAAAUGUAAAAGUAAAUCAUUAAAAUGUGAUUUUUAUUCAGUUUUUAUGGAAAGUUAAACUAAGUGUAUUGAAUAUCUCUGAUACAAUUUAGAAUAAAUUUUAGAUUUGUUUAUAUUGUGUAACUACACACUUAAAAAUCUAAGAUGUGGAUUAUUGGUAGAAUCUGCAACUUCAUUGGUAAAUUAUUUCAAGCAUUUUUCUAUAAUCACUUUUUCCCUAAAUACACUUGAAAAUAAACAGAUAAAAAUAAAUUUGUAAUGGUAGAAUACAGUCUUUGCCUACAAGUAGAUACACAGUGCAAAGGUACAGGCCAGUGUCUUUCCAUACAAUUUAGUUUCAGGUGUGUAUUGGGCCCUUGUAAUGUGGGUACUCCAAAUUGAGAUGUGGUGCCAGUAUAAAAUACACACCAAGUUUUGAAGAUGUACAAAGAAAAUAUAAAUAUCUCAGUUUUGUAUAUUGGUGAAAUUAUACUAGUUUUGGUAUAGUGGGUUAAAUAAAAUGUUAAAAUUGGUUUGUUUUUUUCAGUUUUUUUAACUUUCUUUUUGCUAAAAGAUUUAAAAUUGCACAUGAGGCUCACAUUAGCUUCUGGACAGCACUGGUUUAAAGAGAGGAUGAGUCGGAAGCAGUUGAAA
Molecule: messenger RNA, 1732 nt
Organism: Phyllostomus hastatus (greater spear-nosed bat)
Lineage: Eukaryota; Metazoa; Chordata; Mammalia; Chiroptera; Phyllostomidae
Product: MAPK-interacting and spindle-stabilizing protein-like
Source: RefSeq, a predicted model, not a curated record